AUGAGCAGCACGUUCGUUACGCUAGCAGAGGUGUUGGAGGCACGAGGGGGUCCUCUGCUGGAAGAGGAGGUCUGGUCGCUGCUGCUGGGCACUGCAGAGUCUCUCGUGGAUGCGUCCUAUAGGGGUCACAACAGCAUGUGCAACAUCAUCAGCCCCUCCUCCCUGCUGCUGUCAGCCACUGGUACCUUGGCGUUUAAGAACUGUGCCCUAUCAGAUGAAGUGUCCACCUUCACUGCCCCGGAGAUGCUGCAGGGCCGUGCCAGCUCAACCAAACCUGCCACAGAGAGGAUGCUGGUGUACUCCCUGGGCAUGACUCUCUACUGGUCGGUCGAUUACCACCUACCUCAGAAUCAGUCAGUCCAGCUGAGUGACCAUCUGAACAGCCUCCUUCUGAGCAUGUGCGAGGACCUGGCCCACCGCAGGGUGAAUCUCAACUCCAUUCUGGAGGCCUGUGAGACCCAGCAAAAAGGCUCUAACCUGCCAUCCCCUUCCAAAGUCAUCCGACAACUGGUGGAGGAGGUCUUCCACAGACUGGUGGGUCUGUCUGUCUGUCUGUCUGUCUGUCUGUCUGUCUUUUUCUGUCUAUCUAACUGUUGGCCUACAUGCAAUUUUUCACAUCUGUCUCUCUGCCAGUGUAUGGACCACAGCGCUCUACCAGACAACAACGUCCCUCUGAGUGGCAGGAGCCAGAUGAUCAGAGAAAGGCUUCAUGGUAAAAGAAGGCUGCUCCCAGAUUUCAGUGAGGGAUUUGCUGCCGAAGGAAGGAGAUACUCGACGGACUCCGACUCGAAGUCAGGAAGUUUACCUCGGCGACCUUGGAGACAGAGGCCAAGGAGCUCUCCCACGCCUUUAUAUCUAGCCUCCUUAGACAGACUCCCCCGCGGCAUCCGUCACGGAGACAGCACCAGUAGUUGGCUCAGUCGGAGCCCCCAGCAUGACGUCUCCCCCAAGGCAUCGGCCAGACCCCGCAGUCCCUCUAUCACCUUCAGCGAAUCCUCGCUCAGCCUCAGCCAGAGGAAGGCCAAGGCCUUGGGUCCCGAGUUUGUCAGGAUGACGGACGAACAACAGAUUGUCCUGGAGCUCCCAGGAUCUAUUGUGUCCAAGAAGGGUCGUUCAUGCAUGUCUCAGAGGGAAGUAAACGUAGUGCUACCCAACGGACAGUGUGUCGCGGUCCGCUGUGACAUUAAGUCCAGGGCCAGGGACGUGUUCGACAUGGUGGUCGCUCAUGCAAACCUGGUGGAGCACUUCUACUUCGGCCUUGCCUUCCUAGACGAUGACGAGUACUUCUUCCUGGACAAUGAGACCAAAAUAUCGAAAGUUGCCCCUGACAGCUGGAAAAAAGUGCAAACAUCCUUUUUAGUGUUUUUACGGGUCAAAUUUUUUGUCGAUGACAUCACCUUCAUUUUGCACAGACUGACUCGACACCAGUACUACUUACAGUUGCGUAAGGAUAUCUUGGAGGACAGGCUGUACUGUAAUGAGGAGACAGGCUUGUUUCUGGCUGCUCUUGCCCUGCAGGCCGAGUUUGGGGAUUACAUGCCAGAGCUGCAUGGUAAAAAUUACUACCAGCCAGAGCAUUACGUGUCUAAGAGGAUGCUCGAGAAGAUGGCUCUGCUCAGUCUAAGGGAAGAGUUGGCAAGAUUACAUGCCGGUCAUGCCCAGAUGCUGCCCGAAGAGGCUGAAACGGAGUACUUAAAGAUUGUCCUACAGUUACCGGAGUAUGGGGUUAUGUUCCAUCGGGUGGGGAGAGAGAAGAGGUCUGUGGUGGGACAGUUGGUGUUGGGAGUCUGUGCCAAAGGAAUUAUCAUAUACGAGUUGAAGAACCACCUUCGCACCGUUACCAGACGCUUCCUCUGGCGGGAGACCGACUCCAUAUCCACCGGGUGGCGUAAGCUGACCGUAGAGUGUGGGGGGCCGAGCGGGAAGAAACACAGCUUCGUGACGGAGAGCUCCAAGAUCGCCCAGUACCUCCUCAGCCUCUGCUCCGCACAGCACAAGUUCCACAGCGAGAUGACGUCACGCCAGCUCAGCCACUCCGUGCAGCAAGAUGAGUGCAUGGAGAAAUACAUGAAUAUCUGUCGUAUUCCUAACCCCAACCUGACGCGCUUCUCGUGCUCGGAGGGCAUGUUGAACCUGGUGGGUCUGCCAUCGAGCCACCGGGACUCUAUCUCGAAGUCUUGCGAUAACCUGACUGCCAAGCUGGAGGCUCGUCUCCGCCAGCAGAGGGAGCUGAGGAGAGAGCUGAGCAGGGAACUGAACAAGAGGUCGUCCGAAUCCCAUGACUCCAAAGAUGGCAAAGAGCAACAUUCCUGGAGCACACCAGAAACCAUUCCCAGGAUGAUGUCCAGUGUCUCAUUCCAAAAACAAGACUCUGAAGCCUCUUCUUCCAUACGGGCUGACAACCCGACCAGGACCCCGCCAGAAAGAGAAAUAAUCUGUGUUACCUUAAAAAAGGACCCCAAGUUGGGCUUUGGGUUUGUCAUAGUAGGAGAGGACAACACGGGUAAACUAGACUUGGGGAUCUUCAUAGCUUCCAUUGUGCCGGAAGGGCCUGCCGAUAAAGAUGGACAAAUCAGACCAGGCGGGCGUCUCAUCUCCCUCAAUAAGACCAGUCUGGAAGGGGUGACGUUCAGUGAUGCGGCGGCCAUCUUGCAGAGCAGCCCUGACGAGGUGGAGCUCAUCGUGUCGCAGCCUAAACAGUCUCUGAGGGACAGCAAGAGUUCUCUCUCUCAGAGUAGUCUGGGGUUGGCGCUGGAGAGAGGCUUCGGGUCUCAGACCACCCUCAGUGGCACAGAGUACCGCCCUGCCAUGGAGGAGCUGGAGGAGGCCCUCACUCUGUCUAACAUGGCCACCCCCAAACAAGGCAGGAGGCUUCACAUCCCCGUGGUGCGAAUACUGGAUGCCCAGGAUGUGUGCUCCAGGUCUCCAUCUAUCUGUAGUCUAAAAGCGGGCGAGCACCUGUUGGUGGAGCUGAGGAAGACCAACGGCAGCCUUGGCAUCAGCAUCGCUGGGGGAAUAAAUACCAACGUGCACUAUGGAGGCAUCUACAUCAAGAGUCUGGUGCCAGGGGGCACCGCAGAGCAAGACGGGCGCAUUCAGAUCGGUGACAGGCUGCUGGAGGUUGAUGGGGUCGACCUGAGGGGCGUGACUCACCAACAGGCCGUGGAAUGCUUAAAGAGGACUGGCGAGGUGGUGAGCCUGCUGUUGGAGAGGGAGCCCACAGUGGUCUUGGAGGCCAGAACUGACUCACACUGCCUUCCCAUGGCCAACAGCCUGUCACAACUGCAGCCCCCGAGGACCGAGGCCUCCAUGGAAACGACCUUGAGAGACAGAGCCAAGGUCUACAGUUUUGUGACUGAUGAAAACACCCAGGAGGUGGUUCUGAAGAAGACUUUGUCCGGCCUGGGCUUCAGCUUUUACAUCUCCCAGCUCCCCUCGGAGCCGGAUGGCGUGGUGCGAAUCAAGCGCCUUUUCCAGGGACAGCCGGCGCUGGAGAGCAGGCUGCUGCGAGAAGGAGACGUCAUUCUGGCCGUCAACGGAGAGACUCUCAAAGGCCUCUCCUACCAGAAAGUUUUGUUUCUGCUGCGUGGAGCUCCAUCUGAAGUUCACCUGCUCAUCUGUAGACCAGCCUCAGGUGAACUGGGUGACCUAGAUGAUGAUACACUUAGCCCCUCGCCAAGUCGUGACUUCCGUUCACGUUCUCUGGACAUCAGACUGGAAGAGGACUACAGCCAGCUGCUAAAAGUUCAGGACAAAGACAACCUGGCUGACGAUGAACGUGUCAGAGCCCAGGAGGAGGACCCGGUCAGCGGGGAGGAGAAAAGCCCCGAGCCUCCUUCAGCUCCGGCGCCUCAGGAGAGCCAGGAGAGCCAGGACAGCGAAACGGUCAGCGACCAGUACCCCCCGUCUCCUUUCCCCUCACCUCCGUCACCCAUCUCUCCUCCGUCACCCAUCUCUCCCACCUCUCCUCUGUCACCCAUCUCUCUGCCCUCCCCGCCAUCUCCAGCCUCACCCGUCUCUGGCUCCUCACCCGGCAUGCUGCCAAACAUCUCAAAAGCAGGGGAAUGCGACGUACAAGAAGCUAGGGACAACAAAGAGGAGGAGGAGGAGGAGGAGGAGGAAGUGGAGGUUGCCCAGACAUCAGUGACACCUGUGGAGCUUUUAAACAUCUGCCCCAAGAUGGGUUUAAACCCUGUCUACGCCAGUGAAAUCAGAGAGGAGACAGAUGGGAGUCUGACCUCCUGCAUGAUGGGAAAUGGGCUGGCCAUCCUGGCAGAUGAGGAGUACCUGACCAUCAGCUCCACGUUGGAGCCUCCUCAAAACUGUGCCUCCACCACUCCCAGUACGGUUGUACCUAUGCCGGCUAACACCUCCACAGCCCCCGGCUUUAGCUCCCAAAUCCUGUUCUCAUCCUCCCACACCUCCAACAGCACCUCCGUGGCCCCCAGCUACAGCUUCCAUAGCCUCUCCUCAGACACCCUCACCACGUGCACCCUGGCACACCCAUCUCAGCCCCUCAUAACCCAGCCACCCAGAGCCCAGUCCCACCCCAUCCGCCAGACAUUGCUACCGAGUUAUCACAACCCUCUCACACAGCACAGCAGGCCUUCGGAGCCUCCGCCCCAACCUUCACCUCUUCCUCCGCCAUCUCCUCCUCCACCACCUCCUCCUACUCCCAUUAUGACCCAUGUCAUCGCCUGUGUUCCUCCCUGUCCAAACCCAACUACCCCAACCCCGCCAGCGACACAAGCAACCGCAUCAGCUCCCAGUUGCCCCCAUGAAGAACCAGAGAAGAAAGAAAAGGAAUACACGAAUGCUGAUGACAACUAUGAAGAAGAUGACGACAACGAUGAGGAAGACCCCCGAAAGGGGCAGAUGAAGGAAUAUGAGCUGUCAGUGGUUCUGACCAAAUCCAGGAAUGGAAGUUUUGGUUUUACCAUCACUCGUAGCAAGCUGGACAACUGCUACUAUAUACAGGAUAUCCUGGACAAUCCUGCCCGGACUGAUGGACGACUCAGGGCAGGGGACAGGCUCAUCAUGGUAAAUGGACAUGAUGUCACCAGUGUGGCAGAUGAUGUUGCGAUGACAAUCCUGAGGUCAUCUCCCAGGAGACUGAGUAUGACCCUAGGAAGGGCAGUCAGCAACCUGGUGGUGGCACCUUCCUGUGACAGCCUGGCCGACAUUGUGCUACACAAGACACCUUCUGGACAGCUCGGUAUAAAGCUGACAGGGGGCAUUGGAAGCAUAUGGCAGGGUAUAUAUUGCCUGGAGGUGGUGCCCGGCUCCCCCGCCAGUGAGGAGGGCAGCGUCCAACCCAACGACAAAAUUCUAUACAUCUGUGGAAGGUGCACCCUGGGUAUGACGCUGGAGGAUGCAGUCAAGGCCUGUGAGAUCGCCCCGCGUAAAGUCAAACUUAAAGUCCUCAGGGAGGAUCAGCCGGUGACUCCCAAGGCCAAGUGGAACGGUCUGUUUGACUGGAAGAAAGACAGGAAGUUCUUCACUCGUUUUGAGGACCCGCACUCUCCUGUAAAAGACUCUCCUACGGAGGACACUGAAGCUGUUUGUCGGACAACUGGAAAAUACAGACAUCUCUCCCUCGCACCAGACCAAGAUAGUUGCAUCAUGCAAGUUGAGUUUACUAAACCGGAAGGGGGAGGCCUCGGCUUUGCUCUGAUCGGAGGAACCAACGGCAGCAUGCUGCGGGUGAAGGACAUCUGCUCUGGAGGCGUGGCUGAGCAGGAUGGGCGACUGAGAGUGGGAGAUAUUCUAUUGGAGGUGAACGGUGUGAUAGUGUCUGGGCUGAGCCACAGUAAGGUGGUGGAUAUCCUCCGUAAGGCCGAGGGCAGUGUGCAGCUCACGAUCUGCAGAGACAUCCUGCCCCUGUCCUACUCCGAACCAGCUGCUGCACUCAACAUGGCCGGACAUGCGGAUGCUAUCUUAACCGACCAGCCGGCUCCCAUCUCCAACCCUGACACCCGUUCUUCAUCUGACACCCUUAUGAACAAACCAGUGGAGUGGCCUCCUGAAGCGACAGCAGACCCUUUGGCUAACGUGGAAGAUCCUCGCGUGUUCCUCACCUCAAACCCUCACGCCUCUCACCGACUCGCUGUUGUAAGAGAUGAGACAGCCGUUGAACAGGAGAGCUGUAGCAGCACCCCCUCCCAUCAAGCUUGCUGCCCAUCCCUCAAUGUCUCUGACAUGUUGCAUGGAGCCUCAGACAGGAAACAAGUUGUGACCGCGCUUUUGGACCACGCCUGCAAAGACAUCAAAAACAGACAGGCAGACGGCUGGAGCAGCGAGGAAGAAGAUAAUGAUGCCUUUGAAUCCGACAGUCACGAGACAACUUCACCUGCUACAGGACCACCUAUAGUAUCAGAGGAGGAGCUGGCCAGCCUUGCUUUGAUCAGUCCUUCUAAAUCCAGCCAGUACUCAGGCUCCAGGGUAAAAGCCCUUAUUCAGAUCCUACAGCAUCAGCUGGAUCAGCAGGAACUGGUCAAAGAGUUCAUGGGUCUGGAGCAUCUGAAGCCCUCUGACAAUUGUCUGGUUGGGAAAGCCCCGGAGAACCGAGACAAGAACCGCUACCGAGACAUCCUGCCCUACGACGAGACCCGCGUACCCGUUGGAGACAGCCGGGACUACAUCAAUGCCAGCUACAUCCGCAUGCAGGUGGGCGCUGAGGAGUUCCUCUACAUCUCCUGCCAGGGCCCUCUGCCAUCCACAGUGCCCACCUUCUGGCAGAUGGUCUGGGAGAACAAAUCUGACCUCAUAGCCAUGAUGACCCAGGAAGUGGAAAGGGGAAGGGUCAAAUGUCACAAAUACUGGCCGGACAAGAUGAGUGUGCCCCUGGACACGGGCAGGUACCAGCUCCGCCUGGAGAACCACCAGCACCUGGACUACUUCCACAUUAAAGUGAUACGUAUGGAAGAACUAGAGACUGGUGAAACCCACUUGGUCCGCCACCUGAGGUUCACACACUGGCCGGACCACGGCGUGCCACAGUGUUCAGAGCAGCUGGUACGCUUCAUCCGUUAUCUGAGGGCCGUGCACCACAAGGGACCCGUCACCGUGCACUGCAGCGCUGGCAUUGGACGCACAGGGGUUCUCAUAUGCACCGACGUCAUCCUCAGUCUCAUCGAGAAUGAUUUGCACAUAAAUGUAAGUAACAUAGUGAAGGAGAUGAGGCUUCAGAGGUACGGGAUGAUUCAAACCAAGGAACAGUACCUCUUCUGCUACAAAGUCUGGCUGGAGGUUCUACAGGGCAUUCUGCAACUACAGGGCAACAAGUGGCAACCCAACAGUCCCAGUCACCACAACAUAGUUUGA
Messenger RNA from Lampris incognitus (smalleye Pacific opah), 7323 nucleotides. RefSeq names its product protein tyrosine phosphatase non-receptor type 20 (gene ptpn20). Gene Ontology annotation, cellular component: cytoskeleton. Bases 1 to 7323 code for a protein of 2440 amino acids. Gene Ontology annotation, biological process: protein dephosphorylation. Lineage: Eukaryota; Metazoa; Chordata; Actinopteri; Lampriformes; Lampridae. Gene Ontology annotation, molecular function: protein tyrosine phosphatase activity; protein binding. The transcript is spliced from 46 exons. The record is from RefSeq and is a predicted model, not a curated record.